Messenger RNA from Mercenaria mercenaria, 930 nucleotides. RefSeq lists its product as uncharacterized. NCBI's taxonomy places the organism in Eukaryota, Metazoa, Mollusca, Bivalvia, Venerida, Veneridae. The transcript is spliced from 3 exons. The record is from RefSeq and is a predicted model, not a curated record. Bases 1 to 930 code for a protein of 309 amino acids.
AUGCAUGACAAAAAUUGGGAAGAACAGACAGAUGAACAAAGUUGUAAAAGAGCAAAAUUAACAAACCGAUAUUGCCCACUACAACAGUGUUUAAAAUCACAUACACAAAAGGAUGUAAAGGAACCUACCUACUGCAGGGACUAUGUGGGCCUACCUAUUGAAGUUCCUCAAUAUGUCAAGGUUCCUGUAUAUGCCAAAGCACCUAUAUAUGCCAAAGUUCCUGUAAAGGCCAAGGUGCCUGUAUAUGCCAAAGCACCUAUAUAUGCCAAAGCACCAAUAUAUGCCAAAGUUCCUGUAUAUACCAAGGUUCCUGUAUAUGCCAAAGCACCUAUAUAUGCCAAAGUUCCUGUAAAGGCCAAGGUGCCUGUAUAUGCCAAAGCACCUAUAUAUGCCAAAGCACCAAUAUAUGCCAAAGUUCCUGUAUAUACCAAGGUUCCUGUAUAUGCCAAAGCACAUAUAUAUGCCAAAGUUCCUGUAAAGGCCAAGGUGCCUGUAUAUGCCAAGGAGCCUGUUUAUGCCAAGGUGCCUGUAUAUGUCAAGGUGCUUGUAUUAGUCAAAGUUCCUGUUUAUGCCAAUGCACCUAUAUACGCCAAAGUUCCUGUAUUAACCAAGGUUCCUGCAUAUUCCAACAUGCCUGUAUAUGCCAAAGUUCCUGUAUAUGCCAAGGAGCCUGUUUAUGCAAAGGUGCCUGUAUAUGUCAAGGUGCUUGUAUAUGCCAAGAAUCCUGAAUAUGCCAAGGUACAUAAAUAUGCCAACAUGCCUGUAUAUGUCAAAGUUCCUGCACAUGCUAAGGUGCCUGUACAGGCCAAGGUUUCUGUAUAUGCCAAGGUUCUUGUAUAUGCCAAGCUGCUUGAAUAUACCAAGGUUCCUGUGUAUACCAAGGUACCUGUAUAUGACCAAGUUCCCAUAUAUGCUAAUUUGCCUGUUUAG